Molecule: messenger RNA, 1438 nt
Organism: Daphnia magna
Lineage: Eukaryota; Metazoa; Arthropoda; Branchiopoda; Diplostraca; Daphniidae
Product: carboxypeptidase B-like
Exons: 8
Coding region: 1-1287 (428 amino acids)
Biological process (GO): proteolysis
Molecular function (GO): metallocarboxypeptidase activity; zinc ion binding
Source: RefSeq, a predicted model, not a curated record
AUGUCUCUACUUCUGACCGCUCUGAUCUUCAACUGUUUGUUCAUUGCUUGUUUUACCGCUCCACAGGAGCAUGUCUGGACAGAAGAAGUCGUUUCUUAUUCUGGAUUUCAAUUGUGGUCGAUAACGCCUCACAACAAAGAAGCACGUGAUUGGCUGUGGAAAAUUCGAUGCGAUUAUGAACUCGAUGUGUGGAAAGAAAGCAGAUCCGGAAACAGCACAAUGGAUCUAUUAAUACCUCCAGAUUUCCAGACGGAAUUGAAACUACGUCUGACCGAUGCUAAAAUUCCAUACGUGGUAACAAUAAGCGAUGUGCAAACAGUAAUCAACAACGCCAAUUCCAACGUUACCAUCAGCGACGAAAUAUCUAAAGCACAAGGCCACAAAAUGGACUGGAGUAGCUUUCACCGUUUGAUUGAUAUAUACGACUACCUAACUUACCUGGAGAAUACUUAUCCGCAAAUCGUCAAACUGAUUAAAAUUGGCUGGUCAUACGAAGGUCGGCCACUUUACGUUGUCCGUAUCUCCUCAGCUUCAUCGCCGGACACUAACCCAGCUAUCUGGAUCGACGGAGAAAUUCACGCAAGAGAGUGGAUUUCAUCAGCCUUAGCGACGUAUAUUAUCCAUCAACUUGUGGAAGUUGAUGGCAACGCGGGCCUCUGGUCUAACGUUGACUGGUACAUCAUGCCCAUGAUGAAUCCAGACGGUUACCAGUUUACACAUACGAAAAAUCGACUAUGGCGAAAAAGUCGUUCUAUAUCUGGCAAGUUUUGUCGAGGUGUUGAUCUAAAUCGCAACUUUGGUUACAAGUGGGGCGGAUUAGGCGCUGGCCGAAUCCCGUGCUCUGAGACUUUUCGGGGACCCGCUGCUUUUUCCGAGCCGGAAACUGCUGCCGUUUCAGAAUUCAUUCAAAGCAAAUCGACCAAAAUUAAAGUUUUUCUUACACUUCAUAGUUAUGGUCAGCUUAUACUCCUUCCUUGGGGUUAUAGUUAUCCAGCCGUUUAUCCACCGGAUUACGACGAACUGUUGGCACUGGCGAAAAAUGCUGCGUCGAAAUUUGUACGUUUCAAGUAUUCUGUAGGCAACACCGUCGAAUUACUGUACACAGCAUCUGGUAACUCGGCUGACUGGGCUAAAUCUAUUGGUAUCAAAUACACCUAUUGUGUCGAAUUGGGUAAUAUUGGAACCUAUGGAUUCGUUUUACCCCCUUCCCUGAUUCUGCCCAUAUGUGAAGAUUUUUUCCCAGCAUUGAAAGUCUUCGCCGAUAAAGCAGCCACUACGACAAAUUAGUAACUUAGAACCUGUGCCACGGCGCAGCCAAAAAUUGUUAGUUGUACAGUAUAGACAGUUUAUAUCUAACUUAUUGAAACUAACGGCAGCGUUUCAGCGUUAUAAUCGAAAUACACUUACGAGGAGUGGGGCCGACGAAUCGCAAUACCUA